AGAGGCUCAUCGCCAAUUUCUCUCUAUCUCCAAUUCAUUGAACUAAACCUUCACAAUGACGACACAAAACCCUCCCCCAGAAACACCAGCGCUCCCUCCUAAUGUAAUAAUCUUCAACCCAAAAUCACCCUCAUCCGUCAACGCCCUUCUCAACGCUGGCAUCUUCACACGCCUCGUCGCCAGCUCAUCCUGCACGCCAGCAAAACUAGCUGCCAUCAAGAAAUAUCCCGGUGUGCAAGACGAUUUCUGUCUUAUCCACCGCAACGCUGUGCUCAUCUUUGACGCAGGCGACGAUGAGGAUGCGCAUCAUGAGCAUUUUAGGGCGAUUUGUCUUGCGCUCAAAGAGCAUGAUAUUGGACUUGAUGUUGCGGGCUGUAUACAUGAUGCGACUAAUGCGCUUGCGGCGGGGUUUCAGCUUGAUAAGUUGAAUGAUAAAGCGGCUUUGGUCAUUGAUCUUGUCGUGGAGGAGGAUAGUGAUGAGGAUUCGGAUGCCUGAAGGCGAGAGCAUGCGAUGAAGACACUGCCUUCGUUCAUGAGUGGCUUCGAGAUGGGCUCAAAAGAGCAAUUGCUCCGACAACUGGUCUAGGCGCUUGCUGGAAAACCCUCCAUUGAGCAUCUGUGACAUUAACUCAUCAUGGCAUGCCGCUUCUGGUUGGUUGUACACUUUGGGAAAGCUUAUACGCAGCCGAGAACUUGGGUGCAUCAAGCUGAGGGGCGAAGAUGAAUAGCAUGCGGGGGAUAAUUACUAAAAGUCUACAAGAAACCCGUGCUCUGGGAUUACGAAGACAUAGGGACAGUCUUGAAAAAAGUCACUGAAUACAGAACAAGACCUACCGACCGUACUAAGAGUCAGCUGAACCUCGUGGAUUUAUCUAGAUCUAAAACUCAUUCAGACAUAUUCACAUCCUCAAUCCACCACAAAAUAACCC
Fusarium verticillioides 7600 is the source of this 929-nucleotide messenger RNA. RefSeq lists its product as hypothetical. The transcript has a single exon. Bases 56 to 496 code for a protein of 146 amino acids. Lineage: Eukaryota; Fungi; Ascomycota; Sordariomycetes; Hypocreales; Nectriaceae. The record is from RefSeq and is a predicted model, not a curated record.